Messenger RNA from Trypanosoma brucei brucei TREU927, 2709 nucleotides. RefSeq lists its product as hypothetical. NCBI's taxonomy places the organism in Eukaryota, Euglenozoa, Kinetoplastea, Trypanosomatida, Trypanosomatidae. The transcript has a single exon. The record is from RefSeq and is a predicted model, not a curated record. The coding region runs from base 1 to 2709 and encodes 902 amino acids.
AUGGGUGUUGCACCCAGUCGAGAAACAUUAAAACGCGGGCUGUACAUUGUGCCACCCCCUACAAGUGGUAAUGGCAACAGCUCCGGGGGUCACAAGAAGUUGGACAUAGUGCUAGUUCCGCUCACCAAAGAGUUUUUUCCCUCUGCCGACUGCCCACUGUUCGUGCAGUUCCACAAAACACGAUGUGAUGCGGGUGUAAACUAUUACUUCCGCCACCCAGGGAACCCAGGGGAUUUGAGCCGCAUUCCAAACGCAAGUAGCAGCGAUGGAAAAACCUCGUACCCAUCGCGAGAAGUACUAUAUUCUGGAGUGGUGGAGCGGACGGAGGAGAUGCUGUUCGACACGGAUGAGGAAAUGCGACUGGCGCACGAGCGGUCUUUACGGGACGAACGUUCAGGCGGGCCCUCAUCACUCUCUGGUGAGAGAGACAAAACAGCAGACGUGAAAGAGAAGAGAGUUCUUCCGAUCAUGUGCGCAGUAGCAUUUCGCUACGACCCCGAGAAAUUAGGGCAGUUGCAACAGAAUCAAGCAACGACGGGGGGCGGUAGGGCACCACACCUCCAAACGUUGAUGGCAAACGGUGUGCGUGUUGGCGGAUCAAUUGUCAACAUUGUUGGUUGCUUUGGCUUUGUGCCCAUGGAAGUCGAGGGCAUGCAGUCGCUAACGUCAGCGCCUCACACUCCAGUAUGUCCCGGAAUCGCGAGAAGCGGUAGCGGCAGCGCUCUGACAGGUUUACCCAGAGGACCUCAUUCAUUAGCCGGGGUGCGUGGAGCAACUAGUUGCUCUUCCUCACUGGACAAUCAAUACCUUUCGGUGUCGUCACUGCAACACUGUUCGAUGAUCAGCGGUCUAACAUUUCAUGAUAACCCCACCUCGUUUCCCACAGUAUAUAUGCAGCCAAACCAACGGACACCCGUGUCACGUAACGGCACCUCGUCAAGAGUAUCGUCUCUCUGCACGACACCAACUUAUGAUCCGUACGCAAGGCAGUGGACCGCAUUGCAGCCAGAAGCUUUGCCACGGGAAAGGGGCCGGGCUAUGCGUCAUCGUAGUGUAGCGCCGGAGGAGAACUUCAAUCGCUUUUUCUCACUGCCACCUCCUGUGGCCGCACCGCUGGCAGCCAUUGUUUUCCUAACAAAAUCAGCGGGGGAACAAAACCUCGGUCGUGUGACAUUUGUAGCUGCAAGCACUUAUUACAAUCAACUUGUGGAGGCAGGAGUGUUGAAACGGCGUGGCAAAAACGCUUUGGCGUCAUCAGAGGUUGAAAAAUGUCACCUUCCGCCACUGGAAACGUUUAGUUUCUCGUCACUGAUGACAAAUGUGCCCAUUAUUUCAUUUGUGUAUGAAAUGCGUUGCCGAUGGGAGCAAUUUGGACUUCUGUCCCGCCAGAAUAGCGCACCUCACUCACGAACAGACUCGUUGAACUUUUCAUCCGCGUCCACAUCCGGAUUGAAGGCGGGCGCGCCCCCGGAGUCUGCGAAUAUGGGGGUAUCACACGAAAAUCUUGAGAUGUGGUUAACAGAUGAUAGCAUGUUCCACGGCCGUAUUGGGAAGGAAUUAGCGGAGCGGCUUUGUUUGAGCAUGGCCGAGCGGCCAGACGUUACAUCAAGUCGAGCUGAACCGCUACCCGACGAUCGAAAUUACUGGCGUUUCUGUGGCCUUGUCGAUCGUAAGAACCAGCCACCCACUCAACUAUGUGAAGGUGACGAUGUAUCAGUGGACCCAGUUAAUGUGUAUGUCAUGGGCGCGGCAGUAAUCGAUGGCUUUGACGAGGGUGACGUGCUGAGAUAUGACCGGACGAGCCGUUCGUGGGUGGCCGACCGGAAUAUUCCACUUGAUGCUGUUGUCCUUGCGGCAAUGCGGCCGUUUUGCAAGGCGGCGCGCACAGCUCCACCCGAUGACAUUGGAUGGGUAACGACUGAAGUGGAAGAGGAAGACGAGAAGGAGGUCGAAGCCCAGGAUCACGCUGAGACGGCGGGGGAAGAGGGUGUGGAUGCCGAUGCAACUAUGCGGCGAAAGGUCUGCGAUGGGACUGUGGAGAGGAAGAAAAAACGGGUCCACGUUCGUGAAGGCAACUUCUACAUCUAUCGUUUUGAGCUGAAUGGCAAGGUGUAUUACCACGGAACGGUGCCAGAUUUUGCGAAUCCCAACAAAAAGAAGUUGGCACAGAAUUUGGCCGCACCUGCAGCUGGGGCAGUAAGUCCUGCUGCAUCAACUGUCCCUGCGCAUCCCGCUACUGGAGAGAAGGAAAAGGAGCAAAAACCCGUGGCGGAAAAGGUAAAGGUAGAAAAUAGCACCAACAAAGAGUCAGUAUCCACCAUAUCAGCACUCUUUUCCUUUUUCGCUGGCUGCGGUGAGGGCAGUGAAAGGAGCUACAUGUCGUAUUUGCCCACCCGCGUACGCUAUGGGGCAGUGCAAGCCGCAGCUCAAUUGAUGGGGGUCCUCUUUCACACAGCACCGCAAUUUCAACCACUGCCGGAUCGGUCUGCCGUCGCUACUACAUCUAUAACCUCUCAAACAGCGUUCCCACCGUCGGCGGGCUUGUCAGCGCAGCCGGCACGGCGACCAUCGACAUUUGUGAAGGUGGGGCCGGAGGCGGAAGUAAACGAGACACGACAGGUGCCUAACAAUGCUGCAACAGGGCCUAGGACGUUUGCUAAGCGGUUCAUAGAUGAAACAGCCUUUAUUUGGGACUGGAGGAAGUCCUAA